Messenger RNA from Ascochyta rabiei, 1347 nucleotides. RefSeq lists its product as uncharacterized. The record is from RefSeq and is a predicted model, not a curated record. The coding region runs from base 1 to 1347 and encodes 448 amino acids. Gene Ontology annotation, molecular function: monooxygenase activity; FAD binding. The transcript has a single exon. Lineage: Eukaryota; Fungi; Ascomycota; Dothideomycetes; Pleosporales; Didymellaceae.
AUGCCCUAUUUAAGCUCCCAACCCAAGAUCCUCAUAGCAGGUGCCGGCAUUGGGGGCCUCACAGCCGCGCUCUCACUCCACGCGGUAGGGUUCACCGACAUCCAGAUCUUCGAAGCAUCCUCGACCCUGACCACGCUCGGCGUGGGAAUCAACGUUCAGCCUUCUGCUGUGCUGAUUUUGCGGAACCUCGGACUCUUGGAAGCUCUGGAGAAGACCGGAAUACAGACUGCAGAACUCAACUUCUACAACCGCCAUGGCGACUCCAUCCUCAGCGAAAAGCGCGGCAAGCAUGCUGGCUACGCAGUGCCUCAAUUUUCCAUCCACAGAGGAGAGUUCCAAAUGCUGCUCCUCAGCGCUGUGAAAGAGCGUCUCGGCGAGCAAGCUGUGCACCUGAACCACGCGCUCACGGGCUUCGAGCAAACUGAGAAGAGCAUCACAGCCCAAUUCUCCCAACGCCGCGACGGCGCGCCCGCCGAGCUCUCUGGCAUUGCAGGUGACGUUCUCAUAGCAGCUGACGGCAUCAACUCGACGGCGCGACGCGUCCUGUACCCGGACGAAGGCCCGCCACGGUUCUCUGGUCGCAUGCUCUGGCGCGGUUGUUUGGAGCGCGCGCCAUAUCUCACGGGGGCGAGUAUGGUGUGGGCGGGCCACGCAGACCAGAAGUUCAUCGCGUACCCGAUAUCCCGGCGCUCAGAAGACAAGGGCAAAAGUCUUGUGAACUGGAUUGCUGAGCUGCGGAUUCGGGGCAAGAACGAUAAGGAUCUAACGCCACCCAAGACAGACUGGACCAAGGCAGUUGACAAGAGCGUGUUCGAGCGCCCGUUUGAGAGCUGGAAAUGCGGGGGGCUGGUAAUGAAGGACUUGAUCGACAGAACGGAAAAGGUGUUUGAGUUCCCCAUGUCCGACCGCGAUCCGAUUGAGCAGUGGUCAUUUGGCAGGUUGACACUUAUGGGCGAUGCGGCGCAUGCCAUGUAUCCCAUUGGGUCGAACGGCGCGAGUCAAGCCAUCAUCGAUGCGGAGACGCUGGCAAAGCAUCUCAAGGCUACGGCGAGCGAUGUAGCUGCGGCAUUGAAAGCAUAUGAGCUUGAGAGGUUGCCUCCUACAGCCAAGAUCGUUAUGGCAAAUCGCGCGAACGGGCCGGACCACGUCUUGCAGAUGGCUGAAGAGCGGGCGCCGGAUGGAUUCGACAAUAUUUAUGAUGUCAUACCAAAGGAGGAGUUGGACGCUAUUGGUACGGUGUACAAGAAGGUUGCUGGGUUUGAGAUGGACAGUGUCAACGUCAAGGCGAGAGAAACAGAUGGAGAGAGCGAAAAACUACAGCUGACGAGUCCCAAAGACUGGAUAUAG